This is a messenger RNA of Pseudonaja textilis, 965 nucleotides long. Lineage: Eukaryota; Metazoa; Chordata; Lepidosauria; Squamata; Elapidae. The record is from RefSeq and is a predicted model, not a curated record.
AACUCAGCCAAGACUUUGUUGUGUCAGCAUCAAGUGAUGGAAAAGCAGCAAUGACCAUUUUGACAUUCUAUAACGCACAGUUGCAGGAGAAGGCAAAUGUUUGCAACAAAUUCCAUCUUGAUGUUUCUGUUGAAAACAUCCACUUGAACUUCAAACAUGGAAAGGGAGCCAAGGGAGCCCUCAUGCUCAAGAUCUGCACAAGGUAUUUGGGAGAAGUUGAUUCUACAAUGACAAUAAUUGAUGUUUCUAUGCUGACUGUUUUUCUCCCUGAUGCAGAAGACCUUACGAGGCUUUCUGAAGGAGUGGACAGAUACAUCUCCAAGUAUAAAGUUGACAAUAAUAUGGCUCAGAAAGUAGCUGUUAUCAUUUACUUAGACAAGCUCUCCCACACUGAAGAUGAAUGCCUGCAAUUUAAGAUUCUCAAGCAUUUUGAAAUUGGCUUCAUUCAGCCAGGAUCAGUCAAGGUGUACAGCUACUACAAUCUAGAUGAAAAACGUACCAAGUUCUACCAUCCAGAUAAAGGAACAGGCCUUAUCAAUAAGAUAUGUGAUGGUAACGUUGGCCGAUGUGCAGAAGAAAUCUGUUCCUUGCUCAACCAGCAGGAAAAGAUUGAUCUUCAGUUACGAAUUCAAAAAGCCUGCGCCCCAAAUGUGGAUUAUGUCUACAAAGCCAAGCUGCUGAGAAUAGAAGAAAAAGAUGGUAAUGAUACCUAUGUCAUGGACGUUUUAGAAGUUAUUAAAGCAGGCAGUGACCAAAAUCCACAAGCAAAGGCCCUCCAGUAUAUAAGUCAAAGGAAAUGCCAGGAGACUCUGAAUCUGAAGGUGAAUGAUGAUUAUCUGAUCUGGGGUCUCAGCAGUGACCUGUGGCCCAUGAAAGAUAAGGAACAGCCAACGCGACUGCUGAAAAAAUUAUACAAGCUCCACCCAAGCUUCCUCUCAAAAGACCAUCUGCUCAUCUGACACUAG